Messenger RNA from Diorhabda sublineata, 1095 nucleotides. Its product is annotated as mitochondrial GTPase 1. The record is from RefSeq and is a predicted model, not a curated record. Gene Ontology annotation, cellular component: mitochondrion. Bases 94 to 1050 code for a protein of 318 amino acids. The transcript has a single exon. Lineage: Eukaryota; Metazoa; Arthropoda; Insecta; Coleoptera; Chrysomelidae. Gene Ontology annotation, molecular function: GTP binding; GTPase activity.
AAAGAAGAAGAAUUAUUACUUAAAAUUUCAAAAGUGCGGUUAUAGUUGUUAAAAUGUAUUUACUUUUCACAUUCGUCUGAAAUAUGCUAAAAAAUGUCUAAUAAAGUGGUAACCAAUACUUUUCGUAGCGUUUUCAAAACUGUUGAUAAAGAAUUAUUAAGAUGGUUUCCGGGUCAUAUGGAAAAGGGUUUGAAACAAAUGCAAAAUAAAAUAAGGUCCGUAGAUUGUUUAAUAGAAGUACAUGAUGCUCGAAUACCUUUAUCUGGUAGAAAUGCAGAUUUUAAAUAUACAGUGAGCGGAGUAAAGCCUCACAUUCUGGUUCUUAACAAAGUAGACUUGAUAGAUCGUCAUUAUCAACAUAUUAUAGAAGAGAAAUUGAAAAACGAAUAUCAGCAUAUAAUAUUUACUCAUUGCCGAAAUCAAGAUUGUCCUGGAAUCAAACAAAUAUUCCCUUUAGCACAAAAAUUGAUUAACCAAUCAGAUAGAUUCAAUAGAAUUGCAGAAGAAGAUUAUAAUAUUAUGAUUAUUGGAAUUCCUAAUGUGGGAAAGUCGUCAGUAAUAAACGCAUUAAGAGUUAAAUAUUUAAAUAAGGGCAAAGCCACAAGUGUUGGUGCUACCCCAGGAGUAACAAGGAGUGUUCUACAUAAAAUAAAAUUGAGUGACAAACCUUUGUUUUAUAUGUUUGAUACACCAGGAAUUUUGUCACCUACAAUUUCCAGUGUCGAAACGGGAUUAAAGUUGACAUUAUGUGCUACGAUGGCAGAUCAUUUUGUAGGCGAGAGAAUAUUGUCAGAUUAUCUUCUUUAUUGGUUAAAUAAAAAUAACCAUUUUGACUAUGUUACGUAUUUUGGACUAAGUGAUGCAAGUGAUAAUAUUUUAGAAGUUUUAACUCAUAUUGCUAAGAGCAAGAAAAAAAAUAUAAGACUUAGAGAUCAAACAAAUAAUUAUAUUAUUAGACCCGAUUUGGAUGGAGCUGCACAAAUUAUGUUGAGAGCAUUUAGGGUAGGGAAUUUAGGAAAAAUAAUGUUAGAUGAAGAUUUACUUGUGUAACAGUGUUUAUAGUAAAUAAUGUAGAAUAUUUUAAUAAAUGAUUGA